This is a messenger RNA of Zychaea mexicana, 2246 nucleotides long. RefSeq lists its product as uncharacterized. NCBI's taxonomy places the organism in Eukaryota, Fungi, Mucoromycota, Mucoromycetes, Mucorales, Lichtheimiaceae. The transcript is spliced from 6 exons. The record is from RefSeq and is a predicted model, not a curated record. The coding region runs from base 194 to 1852 and encodes 552 amino acids.
GCUGCUGCUGCUGCUGAUUGCUUGGCUUUACACUUUGGUAGCCCUGCAGCUUACCUGUACCAGAAAAAAAACUCUUUUUCUUGCCUUUUUAGCUUGCUUUUCCUUUGGCUAUAUAUACCCUUUCCUUCUUUGCCCUCGUUUCCUUUCCACUUGCUUUCUCUUUCCCUUUAUUAUUUGAAAAAAGCACAUUUCUAUGGAAGUUUCACGACGACAUCAUCUUACCAUUGAUCAAUCUAAUAAUACUUUAGGCCCUAUGGUGGCUAUACAAGAAUGGGAGUUGGAGCGAGCAUUGGUUUUGAGUCAGCUCCAACAACAUCGCGAACGUGUUCAUUAUCUCGAGCAAAAGACCGACGAAGAUAAGAAGAUGUACGAUAAGCAUCGCAUGAGUCUGCUUCAUGAAAUCAAGCUGAAAGAAGUGCUCUCCGAAAAACGUAUCCAAGACAUUGAGCAACGCUACCUGGACCAGAUCCAAGACUUGCAAAUACUACUCGAUCAAGAAAAGCAAGAGCGAGACAAUGAAGCGCAAGACAUCCGCAAACACUACGAGGCAAUGCUGCAGAGCGAGCAAAAGAAGCACGAGCGAAGACUUUGCGGGUUUCAGCAACGGCUGAGCGCCAAGGAUUCUGAAUACGCAAAGCUCCAAAGGGAUACUAUCCGGCUGACCCAGAGUGCCCCUACAUCGCCACGGACCCCAGACACACCCAUCCACAGCGACUGCGACUCGGUAGCCACUGACGAACAAGAAGCAACUGCAGUGACCCAACAUUAUGGAUUACGGGAGGCUGACACACCCGUCCGGCUCCUGCAGGAAAAACUAUUCAAACUCCAGGCCCAUCAAGAUCAGAUGCAGGAACGCCAUCAAGCUGAGCUUGAGAAACAAAAGCUUGCCUUUGACCAAGAACGAUCGCUACUCCAAUCAAAAAUUCAAGACCUGGAAUCGCUCCUAUUAACAAAAGACCCACUCCAACAGCUGACGCAGCUGCAAAAAGAAUACCGAAAGGGCGCCCAGCGCGUCUACCAAGAACGACUCGCGGCCAUUGAACGAACAUAUGCCGAAAAGAACAAGCAAACCAUGGCCAGCUACCGGGGCGAUCUGGCCCAAGUCAAAGAACGCUUUAUGCACGAAUCGCAGCAGACGGCCAUGCACCACGAAGCCAAAAUGCAAAACAUGAUUUCUGAACAUGCUCAUUCAUUAGCCGAAUUACAGGAGCACCAUGACCAUGCGAUGGAUGUGCUUUUGAUUGAACACCAGGCGUCCAUGGACGAACUCGAGUCGCAUUUGGAACGGGUCAAAGAAGACGCUCUCCAUGAAUGUGAGCGGGCCUGGGAGCGUAAACUCAUGGACGCACAAACUUCCAUGUCGGACGACGCUCGCGAAAUACAAAACCAUUGGGAGACUCGGUUGGCAGAAACGUCGUCAGCCCGUGAUGCAGAAUUCAAUCGUCUCUUAGGCGAGCUUGAAGUGCUCAAGGAACGUCUCGGUCGAGAGAUCGAACGACGACAGGACGUUACCCAGCAACUAACCAAGGCCACACAGGAUGUCCAGCUGCAUAAAAAGACCAAGGCCAUUGCAACACAAGAAUGCCUUAAGUUACAACGUAUGCACCGCCGAGCACAUACACUGGCCGUCACAUUAGUAGCAGCCAUUUCAAAGCCGCAUGAUGAAAGUAAUGAUGGUGUGAAAGCAACAGCAACAAGUCUUGGCGACCCAGCCAAAUUGUCUUUACCAGAUCUGUUGCAAAGAUCGAUUUCAGAGGUCACGCGCUUGCAGGCACAGAAUUCGAUGAUGGAAAAGAACUUGGAAUCUCUUACAGCAACGUCGGGAUACAGCAGCUUUUUCAACUUGUUUUAAUAAGUGAUCCUCUCCUUCGUUUUACGUAUACCAAUGUUACAUUUUCGAACAUCGUGCAAACAUCCAAACCACUUUUACCAUCAUUACCCUGUCAUCACUCUAUAUACCCUCACACGCUUCUUUUUGAUUGAUCACAUAUAUGCAUACAAUUAGCUCUCUUUACAUCAUGUAAAUAAUAUAUCUUAAAGCAUUUUAUUUUAAACUUUACCAGACUUUUUAUCUACACAGACAUCUCCCUAAGUAAAAUAAGCCAAUUGUAUAUGUAUUUUUAUAGCACAAACUCUUUAAUAGGAGAGGUUCCUAUUCAAAACUCUGUUGAUCAGCUGACAUUACAUAGAUCACCGUUUAACAUGACCGAAAAUGUUUUUAAAAUAUUGGAUAUUGAACGUAUCAC